AUGGAGGCUGCGGGGAGAGACCGAGGGCCGAGCAACACGGUCUGGACACGCGAUUCUCUGGACCAGGCCCUCUUUGUGGGCCACCAAAUCUCCCUUUUCAGAACCGCAAACUGUGUUAUUGUUGAUUCAGCCUGUCAUUACGAGUACAUGAUGACCAAAUGCGAGCUCUGCGGUGGCACCGGAGUAGAUGGAGGUUUUAAGUGUACGCUAUGCGAUGGCAAAGGUGUCAAGAAGGCCGUCAACUACGUUGUCACCCUGAACAAACCUUGGUAUGUUUGCUAUGGUGAACCUUACGCUCGAUCUAACCAGUCACUCAUAAGCAUCACCAUCCUCCCGUCGAGCGACUUCCUUCUCCCCCGCUACCAGCGCUAUACUCGAGCUCUUACGAGUGAAUGA
This is a messenger RNA of Penicillium paradoxum, 396 nucleotides long. RefSeq lists its product as uncharacterized. The record is from RefSeq and is a predicted model, not a curated record. The coding region runs from base 1 to 396 and encodes 131 amino acids. NCBI's taxonomy places the organism in Eukaryota, Fungi, Ascomycota, Eurotiomycetes, Eurotiales, Aspergillaceae. The transcript is spliced from 2 exons.